Molecule: messenger RNA, 4145 nt
Organism: Chrysoperla carnea
Lineage: Eukaryota; Metazoa; Arthropoda; Insecta; Neuroptera; Chrysopidae
Product: probable ATP-dependent RNA helicase DHX34
Exons: 17
Coding region: 99-3653 (1184 amino acids)
Biological process (GO): nuclear-transcribed mRNA catabolic process, nonsense-mediated decay
Cellular component (GO): intracellular anatomical structure
Molecular function (GO): ATP binding; RNA binding
Source: RefSeq, a predicted model, not a curated record
UUUAGAACUAAAAGUGCUGUUCAGUAAUUGUAAAUCAAAUUGGUACAAAUCGUGUCAGUUUAAAAUUGGUGAAGUAAUUACCCUAAAAUAUGAAAUAAAUGGAUAAAAAAAAGUAUGAUAAGAGAUCAAUAUCUCCGUCAUCAUCAUCUGCAAGCUGCAGUUAUAAAAUACCAAGAACAACAUCAUCUUCAAAGAAGUCUGGUGGUGAUGAUGGAUCAUCGAAUCGAUUUUCAUUUAGUUCGUAUAAAUAUGAAUUAAAUAAGAUUAUAUGUCCUUAUUCACGAUCUCGUAAAGAUAUCAUCGUUGAUGAUACAAAUGAUUUUUGGUUAUUUUUAAUUAAAUAUGAGACAAUUAUUAAAAAAAAUAAUACGAAAACAAUUAAAUCGAAUCCACCACAAAUUGAUUUAAAUGAAAUACCAGAAAAGAUCGUUAAAGAACAUACAAAUAAAAUAAAUUUAUUAAAAGAUAUCGAUAAAUUAUAUGGAUUAUUACCAAUUCAUGAUCCAGAUUUAGAUCGACGAUCAAAAUUAACUAAAAAUCAAUUUAUUGAAUUUAUACAAAUUGUUGAAUUAUAUUUAAAUUUUAAAUUAAAAGAGAAUUGUAAGCAAAUACGGAAAAUACAAGAAACUCAACGAAAUUUACCAGUUUAUCAACAUCGGGAUGAAAUAAUUAAAGCUGUACAAAAUGAACGAGUUGUUAUAAUUGCUGGAGAUACAGGAUGUGGAAAAUCCACUCAAGUUCCACAAUACCUUUAUCAUUCUGGAUUUAAUCGUAUUGCUUGUACUCAACCAAGACGUAUCGCUUGUAUUUCAUUAGCAAAGCGUGUAACAAAUGAAACAUCCAAUGAACAUGAAGUUGGCUAUCAAAUACGAUUCGAGAAGCACAAAAAUAAAAAUACUAAAAUACUUUUUAUCACUGAAGGAUUACUUUUACGACAGUUAUCAAGUGAUAUAGAAGCCAUCGACUAUGAAGUGAUAAUUCUAGAUGAAGUACAUGAACGUCAUCUGCAUGGUGACUUCUUAUUGGGUAUCGUUAAAUGUUUAAUUUAUCAACGACCACAAUUAAAAAUUAUUUUAAUGUCUGCCACCAUUAAUAUUGAACUAUUUACUAAUUAUUUUUCAUCGGAAAAUGCUAAAGUUAUUCAGGUGCCAGGCAGAUUAUAUCCAAUCAAAUUACAUUAUCGACCAAUAAUCGUUGAGAAUAAAUAUCAAGCAGCAGCAGAACGAUUUAAUGCACGACCAUAUGUUCAAGUUAUGCAAUACAUCGAUGAAAAAUAUUCAAAAACAGAAAAAGGUGAUUUAUUAAUAUUUCUAAGUGGUUUGAAUGAAAUCACAAGUGUUGUGGACGCAGCCAACGAAUACGCUAAAUUAAAAGAAAAUUGGAUAGUUCUGGCAUUACACAGCACUUUAUCUUUGGCUGAACAAGAUAAGGUAUUCGAUUAUCCACCAGAAGGUGUACGAAAAUGUAUUGUAUCAACAAAUAUUGCAGAAACAUCUGUUACAAUCGAUGGAAUACGUUUUGUUGUGGAUUCUGGGAAAGUGAAGGAAAUGAGUUAUGAUCCGAUCAAUCGUAUGCAACGUUUGAAAGAGUUUUGGAUAUCAAGAGCUAGUGCUGAACAACGUAAAGGUCGUGCUGGUCGUACAGGUCCUGGUGUAUGUUUUCGAUUGUAUUCCGAGAAAGAGUACGAAGAAAUGGAAUUGUAUUCAACACCAGAACUACAGCGUGUACCAUUAGAUUCGUUAAUGUUACAAAUGAUUGCAAUGGGUUUACCUGAUGCACGUAAAUUUCCAUUUAUUGAAGCACCAAAUCCCGAAAAUAUUGAAAAUGCUAUCAUUUCACUCAAAAAUUUGGGUGCACUUACAGAAAAUGAAGAAUUAACAGUGAUUGGAAAAACAUUAUCACAUUUACCAGUCGACAUUGUUAUUGGUAAAAUGUUAAUAUUAAGUUGUGUAUUCGAUCAAGUGGAUCCUGUACUUGGACUAGCUGCUGCAUUAAGUGUUCAAUCACCCUAUACAAAUAGAGCAUAUCGUGAUCUAGAUUGUCAAACAUUAUUGAAACGAAUUGAAUCUGAUGAUGGUGAUCCAAUCACCUUAUUGAAUAUUUAUCGACAAUGGUUACAUAUUAAAUACACAACCAGUACUACAACCAGUUCAAAUCAAUCAUCGAAUAAUUCUAGGAAAUGGUGUAGAAAACAUGGUUUAGAGGAACAACGAUUUUAUGAGAUUACCAAAUUACGUGCACAAUUUCAACAAUUAUUAGAGGAUUGUAAUUUAUUAGAUAUGAAUAAAAACAUUGGUAAUAAUUCUGGUGAUAGUACAGAUCGAUCGAUUCGAUAUGGUGAAUUAAAAUAUCUACGUCAAUUAAAAUAUAAGUUAAAGAAAUCUGAUUCUGGUGGUGGUGGUGGACGUAGACGUAUGUUAAAAAUUAAUUUUUAUGAUAUGGAAAGUGUACAAGAUGAUGAAGAUGAUCAAAUUGAUAUUCGUGAUGUGGAAUUUCGUUUAAGUAACGAUCAAAGAAAAGUUCAAAAGUUAUUAUCAGAUAUAGAUACAGAUUCAGAUACAACAGAUUCAUUUAAAGAUAUAAUAAUUAUAAAAUUAAUAAUAACAAGUGGAUUUUAUCCACAAUUAGCUGUACAAGAUGAAUUUAAUUAUUGUAAGUCAUUAAAUGAACAAUUAUUUCAUACAAAAACAAAAGGAUUUGUAGCAUUACAUCCACAAAGUUAUUAUGGUUCACAUCCAGAAUGUUUACAAUUACAUGAGAAUGAUAUAGAAGUACCACCAGAUGGUUAUUAUAGUAAACGUCCAUUAAGUUGUAAACAUCAAUUAUUAUGUUAUUUAACAUUAUUAGAGACAACAAAACCAUAUUUAAUGAAUACAAUUAGAAUGCCAACAGCACAAACAUUAUUCUUGUUUGCACAAACUAUUGAAACAAAUCAAACAUUUACAAGAAUUGUUUGUGAUAGUUGGUUGUUGUUAGAAUUUCCAUUUCCAGAAAGUGGUCAAAUUUUAUUAUUAAAAGCAUCCAAGAUUCGUUUAAAAUGGAACAUGUUAUUAAAUCAACGAUUGAAAUCAUUACAAGAUGAGCCAGAUCCAGAUACUCAAGUUGAUAAAGAUCCAAAAUCAAAUUCAAGUGAUCGAUACAGUUUAGAACAUGAAUUAGAAUCAGAUUUAAUUAGUUACAUGAGAACGAAUGUCAGUUAUACAGUUCAUCGACUUCUAGCAGCUGAUCUAAAAACAUUGUACGUAGGAAGUGGUAGAAACAUGGAUACUAACAUUGAAGUGAAUCCUUUUGAUAAGUCCUUUUCACCGAUUCCAUAUAAAAAAGGUGGAAUACAAUUAACUGAAAAUAUUUUUUAUAAUUGUUUAAUAGAAACAGAAUGGAGUAUAAAUAUUGCAUUACAAGUGGAACAAACUCCAUGGAAAUGUACAGGAUGUUCAAUUGAAUAUUGUUUUUCAACUAUUGAUAAAUUACAACAUCAAGCUGUCUGUCGACCACUUCAAAACAAUCAUCAUAAUCAUGAUGAAUUGAAUGAAAUGGAUUCAAAAGCUUCAUCAUCUAAAACAAUCGCAUACGAUUGUAAAGAUUGUAAUAAAGUUUUAUAUUUAACACCGAUUCAAAUUUUAAAACAUAAAAAACAACAUUCUUCUAAUUAAUUAAAAAAAAAAAAAAACAUAUUUUUUAAUAAAAAGGAAAUUUAAUUAAAUAACUUUGUUGAUCACUAAACAAAGAUCAGAGAAGAACAAGAUUUUGAAAUAAGAUACUUUAAAAAUUACAAUCUUGAAGAUUUUGGACAACAGACAAGCUUGUUUUAUCCAAUGCUAAGAACAAACAGAACUUUAUUCGACGUCAAUCGGCAAAUUGUCGUAAAUUUUGCCAUCCAAGUACACGCAAGAAGUAUAUUUCAUGUUGAAAUGCUAGCUUUAAGUUUUAUAUAUUAUUACUUGUUUUUUUCUGUCCUAUCCUUAUCUUCCUUAUUCCUUUCUCAAAUUCCAUAAUUCACUCCUCAUUUUCAAGCUUAUUAUAUCUACCUGUGACGAAAAAUAUCCUCACUGUCUAAAAAUGUAUCGCUUAGAGAAAAACACGUUAGACAAAUAAUUUAAACGAAAAAAAAUAUCAUAAAUUUAAAUAAUAAGUUUCGAAAGAAA